AUGACGUCACCUUUAUUAUUGGCUUCCAUGAUUCUCUUUCCUUAUAGCGACUUCCAACACUAAGCACAAGUAGCUAGUGCAGCUACAAAUACAAAUACCACAAGUUCAAUCUUAUCUUCUAUCCUUGGCAGCAAAACGAUACAAUAACUUUAGUAAAAUGGAGAAAGCACAGCUGGUGUUCGUCCCCUGGCCUGGUAUGGGCCAUCUUGUAUCCGCAGUGGAGCUAGCAAAGCAUCUUCUCACCCGCGACCAACGACUCUCCGUCACUAUCCUUAUCCUCCAGCUAUCUUUCAUCAACUCAAAGCAGGUUCAUAACUACAUUGAAUCGCUUCAAGCUUCCUCCUCCACUAUAUCCAAUUCUCUCCGAUUCAUUAUUUUGCCGAAAGAUGAGCCUGAAUUAUUUAAUUUCACUUCUUUUAUCGAGAGACAGAAACCCCAUGUUAAAGAAGCUGUGUUAAAGAUCAUUCAAUCAGAGUCGACCUCUGACUCGCCUGCACCUCGACUGGGAGGUUUUGUUUUAGAUCUGUUUUGCGCGCCGAUGAUUGAUGUGGCUAACGACUUUGAUGUUCCGUCUUACAUUUACUUUACUUCAAGUGCAGCUUUUCUUGGUCUCAUGCUUUAUUUACAGAAGAUUCAUGAUGAAGAGAAAUUUGACCCCAUUGAGUUCAAGAACUCGGAUGCUGAGUUACCAGUACCGAGCUUAGUAAACCCAUUUCCUGCAAGGGUUAUGCCUUGUGCGAUGUUAAGAAGAGAGUGGCUUUCUCCUACAUUAGAGAAUGCAAGAAGGUAUAGGGAAGUUAAGGGUAUCAUCGUAAAUACAUUUUUGGAGUUCGAAUCCUAUGCGAUUCAGUCUUUAAAAAUGCCUCCUGUGUAUCCUGUGGGACCCAUUUUGGAUAUUGGGUCGGUCGGAAGCAACGCACCCCAGGAAAUAAUGCAAUGGCUUGACAACCAACCUCUUUCAUCAGUAGUGUUCUUGUGUUUUGGAAGCAUGGGAAGUUUUAGCGAGGAUCAAGUAAAAGAGAUUGCAUGUGCGCUAGAACACAGUGGGUAUCGAUUCUUGUGGGCCCUCCGCCGACCACCACCUCCGGGAAAACUAGCAUCUCCGAGUGACUAUGAGGAUCCACAAGAGGUUUUGCCUGAAGGAUUCUUGGAUCGAACAGCUGGAAUUGGAAAGGUGAUAGGGUGGGCUCCACAAGUUGCCAUCUUGGCCCAUCAAGCUGUGGGAGGUUUUGUAUCGCAUUGCGGGUGGAAUUCUGUGCUGGAGAGCAUAUGGUUUGGGGUUCCAAUCGCCGCGUGGCCAAUAUAUUCAGAGCAACAACUUAAUGCAUUCGAGAUGGUGUUUGAGUUAGGAUUAGCUGUGGAGAUUAAAAUAGAUUAUAGUAAGGACAGUGAAAUAAUUGUGAAGUGUGAUGAAAUAGAGAGAGGGAUAAGGUGUUUGAUGGAGCACGAUACUGAAAAAAGGAAGAAAGUUAAGGAAAUGAGUGAAAAAAGUAGAAAGGCCUUAAUGGAGGGUGGAUCUUCAUACUUUUGGUUAGGUCAUUUCAUAAGAAAUGUUAUGGCAAUUAAGGGUUAGCAUUUGGUUCAAAUCGAAUCAAAUUGAAUCGAAUUGAAUUAAAUCAUGAAAAUUAAAUUAUAAAUUUUAAAAA
Hevea brasiliensis (rubber tree) is the source of this 1646-nucleotide messenger RNA. RefSeq names its product anthocyanidin 3-O-glucosyltransferase 2. Gene Ontology annotation, molecular function: UDP-glycosyltransferase activity. The transcript has a single exon. Bases 158 to 1573 code for a protein of 471 amino acids. The record is from RefSeq and is a predicted model, not a curated record. NCBI's taxonomy places the organism in Eukaryota, Viridiplantae, Streptophyta, Magnoliopsida, Malpighiales, Euphorbiaceae.